GUGGCCCUCACAGUGUCAUUUAUCUCUGGAGGGGUGGAGCCUGUUAGCAGAAAAGGGGUAUUAAACUCGCUGCUUCUUUCAGAGAACAGAUCCAAACAGAUCUGCUUUUUGUUUUGUUGCAUUUUCAUCAUCUGUAUUUCCAAAGAUGACUUGGAUCAUGAAGAGUUUUUUCAUCACUCUGGCCGUCUUGUUUCUUUGAAGUGAGGAGGUUGGCAGUGGCACUAUGAGUAGUACCAAAUAUAACAUCUACCCUUUUCAGGUGUUCAGAGGCCCUAAAAUUGAUGCAAUCUACACUUCUGGGCCRUGUAGAGCCUUCAUGAACAAUGCCAUUGGACAAGAUUAUCUUCUUACAGGCCAAGUGGACUCUAAUGGGGUGGCACACAACUUUAUGUGUAACUUCAAAAAGCCAUGGAACGACUUGAGUGACAACGAGCUGAACCUAAUAGGAGAGCUGACGUCAAGAUGCAGUGCCAGGAGAGAGCGAAGUUUGGGUGGAGGAGGAAAAAGAAAAAAGCCGAAGAGAUGCCAUCUGAAGUUCUGUCCUCCUCAUCGUCAUCCUCAUUAUGUCUGACGUAAUUGUGAACCAAUUGCUGUUAUCCGUCUUGAAAUAGGAUUUAAAUUCGUACAAUACAGACUCUCUACAAUACUUUCCUCCAUAGAUAUUUCACUUCAUGCCCUCCGGUGGAGAUCGCGCCGCCUUCGAAACCACGUGACUGAAACCCAGCUAUUCAGAACCUUGACAGCAACUGUGGCUGAAAAUUAAGAUCCAUCUCUUUACUGAAAUGAUCUACAAAUAUAAAAACUGUUUUAUAGUUUGAUCGUGUUGUAUCAAUGCGAGGCGUGUAACCAGAUGGUAGGGGUGGGAAUCAUUUACUUUCUCACGAUUCAAUUCGAUUCUGAUUUUUGGGGCCACGAUUCGAUUCCAAAUCUAUUUUUCAUUCAAAACUGAUAAUGUGAGCCCAUUUGUUGUGUUCGCAAAGCGCUUCGUCUUCAUUUUGCAACCCUUGCACACCUCGCUCAGGUCAAACUCAGACGCAUUC
Molecule: messenger RNA, 1040 nt
Organism: Austrofundulus limnaeus
Lineage: Eukaryota; Metazoa; Chordata; Actinopteri; Cyprinodontiformes; Rivulidae
Product: metalloproteinase inhibitor 2
Biological process (GO): negative regulation of membrane protein ectodomain proteolysis; negative regulation of endopeptidase activity
Cellular component (GO): extracellular matrix
Molecular function (GO): protease binding; metalloendopeptidase inhibitor activity
Source: RefSeq, a predicted model, not a curated record